GAAAAAGAAAAAUUGAACGAGCCUGAGAUUUCUCCUUCAGUGGUACGUCUUCCUCGUCGAUCGUGAAGUCCGGCGGUCAUACGUCUUCCCCGUCGUUCUCGAACUUCAGAGGUCGUACGUCUUCUCCAUCGACCGUGAAGCUUUUGCUGUUGCUCCUAAUUUGACCUACAUCGCUACCACGUUCUCUCGACCUUCUCCUGAUUCUGAAGCUAAAAGAGGGAUUUUACAGUCAAUAUUUGUUUGGUUCUUCCUCGCAAUAAUCAUCUCCUUCAAGGAAAAGGUGCAUACUCUUCGACAUGAAGGGUCUACUAAUAAUGAACAAAUCUUUCAGAAGCUACAUGGUCCAGAGCAUUUGGAGAGGGUUCGUUGUGCUGCCUUGGGACCAAUCCCAUCGACCUAUUUUGUGCCUUCUUCUUCCUCAGCUUCAACAAAUUCUACCACGACAUCAUGCUCUACUGAGGUAGUCACUCUAGGUAUUGAAGUGGUUGAACUGAGAAGUGAAGUGGUGGAACUGAGAAGUGAAGUGGUGGAACUGAAAAUGUUCUCUGGUUAUGAUACUGUUCUGCUUUCCAUGGUGCAGGAACCUUUGAGAUCAAUGGGGAAUCAGGUAAUUUCAGGUAUGCACUUACGACUACAAAGUCAUGGGAGCCUUUCCACAUUGGAACACAAGCUCAACAACAUGCAUGAGCAUAUUAGGAAGGAUUUAGCUACAUGUCACCAACACAUAGAUGAGAAGAGAAGCCUUGAAGAGUACACAAUGCUGGUGGAUAUGUUUGAGAUGAUCCACAUUGACAGCUUGAAGGUGCUGAAAGCCCUGAUUUACUAUGAGGAUGAGAUGGAACCACUUGUGGAUCUACCAAGAGAAGGGUUAGUUAACCAGGGAACAGUGGCACUUCAGGAACAAGCCAUCCUUGUGGUAUUUGAUCCCCAAGGCAAGGUAGUCAGGCCCAAUGCCAUCCACAUGAUGUGGAUUUGGGGAAGCAAUGCGUUUCCUUUCACAAGCAGGAGGGAGGAGGACUUGUGGAACAUGGGAGCAUGGAAGCUCGAGCUUCUAGUCAAUGGAAUUGAUCCAAUGAUCCUCAACACGACGAGGAUCUGUGUACUGGCGGAGGAGGAGGAGGAGGAGGAAGAGGAGAUCUGUGUACUGGCGGAGGAGGAGGAGGAGGAGGAGAUCUGUGUCCUGGCGGAGGAGGAGGAGGAGGAGGAGGAGGAAGAGGAGGAAGAGAUCUGUGUCCUGGCGGAGGAGGAGGAGGAGGAGGAGAAGGAGGAGGAGAUCUAUGUCCUGGCGGAGGAGGAGGAGGAAGAGGAGGAGAAGAUCUGUGUCCUGGAGGAGGAGGAGGAGGAGCAGGAGGAGCACCACCUGGCUGAAUCCCGAAGUCCAUCGUCUCCGAAGUAG
Molecule: messenger RNA, 1396 nt
Organism: Linum tenue
Lineage: Eukaryota; Viridiplantae; Streptophyta; Magnoliopsida; Malpighiales; Linaceae
Source: the annotation of a GenBank genome assembly